This is a messenger RNA of Acinonyx jubatus (cheetah), 2584 nucleotides long. RefSeq names its product translation initiation factor IF-2-like. The record is from RefSeq and is a predicted model, not a curated record. The transcript is spliced from 5 exons. Bases 789 to 1652 code for a protein of 287 amino acids. Lineage: Eukaryota; Metazoa; Chordata; Mammalia; Carnivora; Felidae.
UAUGAGGAUGAAGGGGAAUAAUAUAUGUAGGGCCUUUGGCACAGCGCCUGGCCCUGUGCUGCCUGGUUCCUGAGCCUGCCUUUCCUACACCCACGCCUGGGCUCAUAGUGCCUCCUGGCAGUUGGUCCCCACUCUCAGGAUGCUGGUCUGAUACAGGGAAGAGUGGGGACUAGUCUAGGACUUCGGGUGUGUAACAGGAGAGUCUCAGCUCACAGGUCGGCCGGUCAGGGUGGCUUUCAGGGCUCCACGGGUGCCGCGAGCCACGGACAGGUGGGGAGGGUGAUCAGGUCUCCGGUGCGCGGACCCGUGGGCGGCGGGGCGGAGCCGGCGAUGGAGGUGGGCAGAGCCCAGCGGUAAGUCGACCCAAGGCUGUGGGUGGCUUCCUCCUGUUGCUCAGUAUCAGGGAGAGGCGGGGGAGGACAUUCAUUUUUUCCAAAGUAAGCAUCCACCCAUUGCUUCGAUAACUAUCGAUUGUGAAAAGCCGGCGGCGCCUCUUAAUGGCGAAGCCCUGCUCCCGCGCGCCCCCGCGGCUGUGUUCCCGGACCCCCUCCGCCGGAACCCCCUCUGCCGAUGCGGGACAGCGAUGGGCAAACCCUUCUGCACCGCUAGUGCAGGCUCGGGAACUGCAGCCACUAGCUGUGGUCUGACUCCUGCCAGUCCACCCGCGGGUCCUUUCCUUUCCGGAGUCCCCUGUCGCGCCCUCGGACCGUGUCACCUGUUCCGCAGCGUCCCUGGCGCCCCGGGUUCGAGGACGGGGUGGGCGCUCGGAAAGUUCUUUCAAAGGGCAGAUGUGUUGCGACCCUCGCUGCAGCAAACUACGGGACGCAGAUUUCCCGAACCUUUCCUCACCCCCACGCAGCCCGGGCGACCCGAGCCCGCAGCGGGACGCAGCUGCGCGGAGAGCCACCCGCAGAAGCACCUCUUCUUCCUCCCGCGCGCCCAAGUGCAGUGAGGGAGAAAGCCUCACAGCAAACUCACAGCGCGGAGCAAUCCCCAGUCCUGGCCUGGAAGAGAUCGGCCUCCCGUCCGGCAGCUCGGUGACAUACUCACGAUUUCCUGCCCCGGCCUCCCCUCCUCCCGGUCCCAGCCCUCCGGGUUGGGCUGCCGCGUCCCCUCGGUACCUGCGGCGGUCACGGGCUCGCCCUCGCUCUGCUCGCCGGAAUCCGAAUCCAUGCUGCGAGCUGCCGGCCGGGCGUCCGCAGCCGCCCGCCCUCCCGUCUGCGGGACGCUCGGGGUCGGCGUCCGGGCUCCGGCUGCCACGGCGCACUCGGUGCGGGCAGCCGGGCGGCGGCAGCCCUGGCGGCGCUGGCUGGGCAAUGCGCGGCGGCCACGGCCGGGGGUCGACUCCCCAGAGGCGAGCGCCGCCCGCGUCCCUUUCCCCGCGGCCGCCGGCCGGUGCCUGCGCGCGAAGCAAGCGCGGGGCGGAGGGUGGGAGCGCGCGGGGAAGAGAGCGGGAGGGGGAGGGGAGGCGCGAGCAGGGAGGAACGGGAGCGUCCGGCCCCGCGGGUUCCAGACCGGGCUUAAAUACCCCGGGGGCGGCGCCGCUCCUCCUACCCGCGCCCCGCGCCCUGGACCUCAGGAGCGCGGCGAGGUCGUGCAGGUCGGCGAGGCCGAGCGGUCUCUUGCUGGGGGCCAACUUGGGACGAUUUUGAGGCGAGAAAGCGCCUCUACCGAGUAAGGAGAAGGAGAGGUUCCGUGUGGGAGUCCUGGGGUUGCCCGGGUUCGAGCCCACCAGCUCGGAGACCUUAGAAGAGAAACUCAACCUCUCUGAGCUGUUUCCUCACUUGGCAGAUGGGGAAAUGACAGUUGCUUUUUGUCGGGAAUGUUGUGGGGGCGUAAAUAAGAUCAUGCACGUGAGGAGCCGAGAACGGGGCCUGGCGCUUGGCGAGGAAGCGAACUGCACCGGGCAGGGUCUGCAUCUAAGGGAACCUGUCUUCAUCAUGCCACAAGAACAGAAAGCUGAGAAAUGAUGGAAAGAGAAAGCAGAAGACCUCUGAGAAAGCAGGCCCAGGAACUAAGGCUGGAGGUAGGCAUUCUAGUUUUCCAACAGUGGCUCUGCUCCUCAGUUGUUGACCUCAUCUGCCUGAACCAGUAUGGCUUUCACUACAUCUUUGCUCCAGUCAGAUGGAUGGAAGAAGUGGGGGGCGCCAACAUCUCAGUUAUUUCGAGUCAGAGGCUCCGACUUGGCAAGGGACAAAGCUGUCAAGACAGAAGUGAUACACAGUGAGAGUGAAGAGUGACCGGCUGCCGGAAAAUGUGCAAAUAUCAAGGUUACCUGGGUCUGCUGGUCACUUCCUAGUUUUUGGACUCUUGAGGAUGGUGAGUUUUGCUAAUGAUGCGCGGCUGUUUAAGAACCGGGUGGCUUUUCUGGCAAUCACUCUUUGUGUGCUAUCUUUUAUAAAGGUGCUUCUUGUUGCUAAGAGAUCAGUUGCUUAGAGACCAAAUCAUUAAAAAAAAUAUAUAUGUCAGGGGCCAACAUAAAUUAUAACCAAAUUUUGUCAUUUCAGCUGGCCCUCUGAAGGUUUGGCUUCUGUAAUAGAUUAUAACGUACUAAGAGAAGCCAAUUACUAAUCACAAAUAGAAA